UGCUCAGCCAUGGCGGUCAGCAACAACAUCAUUGCAACUCUCAACUUCAUAGCUCUCCUCUGCUCCAUCCCCAUCAUCUCCGCCGGCAUCUGGCUCGCGUCCAAACCAGAUAACGAGUGUAUACGCUGGCUCCGUUGGCCGGUCAUCAUCAUCGGAAUACUCUUCCUCCUCCUCGCCCUAACCGGUUUCAUCGGUGCCUACUGGAACAAACAAGGCCUCUUAGCUUUUUACCUCUUCUGUAAUGCCGCUCUCAUCAUCGCCGGUCUCAUACUCCUCAUACUCGCUUUCGUCGUCACUCGCCCCUCCGGCGCCUACUCCGUCGACGGACGGGAGUAUAAGGAGUAUCGUUUAUCGGAGUAUUCGGCUUGGCUCCGGAAUCACAUCACCGAUUCGGAUCAUUGGGGGAAUAUUAGGUCGUGUUUGGCUUCGUCUUCGAUUUGCACUAAAAUGACUCAGGAUUCGUAUACUGCUUCUCAAUUCUUCUCUUCCGAUAUCUCUCCACUUCAGUCGGGAUGUUGCAAGCCUCCGACUGUGUGUGGGUACCAAUACGUGAACCCCAUAAUGUGGAUCAACCCGACAAACCCAACGUCCAAUAUGGAUUGUCCGAUAUGGAACAACGACCCUAACCAAUUGUGCUAUAACUGCAACUCGUGCAAAGCCGGUUUGUUGGGAAACCUACGGAAAGAAUGGAGGAGGGCGAACGUGAUCUUGAUCAUAGCCGUGGUGGCUCUCAUUUGCCUUUACGUUAUAGCUUGCAGCGCGUAUAGAAAUGCACAAACCGAAGAACUUUUCGAAAGGUACAAACAAGGUUGGACUUGAUCAAAACUUAAAAUCUUGUUGUAUACACACCCAAAAUCAAUAGGUAAUGUGUUUUCUUUUUGGUUCUUUUAACAAGUGUUGUUGUGUUUUGAUUUUUUUUUUUGUGGUAGAAUGGUAGGUAGUGGUGUGUAUAUGUUCCUUUUUGUGGUCUUGUAGGGGUAUAAAUGUAAAAUGUCUUAAACGUAACAAAGUUUGUGUUGGUUUAUAUUUAGUAUUUUGAU
This is a messenger RNA of Cynara cardunculus var. scolymus (artichoke), 1040 nucleotides long. Its product is annotated as tetraspanin-2-like. Gene Ontology annotation, biological process: auxin-activated signaling pathway. The transcript is spliced from 2 exons. The coding region runs from base 10 to 819 and encodes 269 amino acids. Gene Ontology annotation, cellular component: plasma membrane; plasmodesma. NCBI's taxonomy places the organism in Eukaryota, Viridiplantae, Streptophyta, Magnoliopsida, Asterales, Asteraceae. The record is from RefSeq and is a predicted model, not a curated record.